AUGCGCAGUUCUUUCUCCAUCAAGGCCGCGAGCCUUGCUCUUCUGUCUCUCGCCAAUGCUCAGGACGUGUCUGAGAAUUUGGCUAGUGCUAUUGCCGACUACGAUUCUCUCUCCCUUUUCCGUUCUCUGCUGGGCGCGGCUCCCCAGGUGUUGGUUGAGACCCUCUCUAGCCAGGGCACCAAUGUUACCGUUUUAAUUCCUACCAAUAAUGCAAUCAAGAGCUAUCUCAAAGAUUCUGGCAUCUCGGAUGUAACCGAAUUGAACCAGACAAUGCUCCAAGUCUUCUUCUCGUAUCAUACUAUGGCAGCUUCACUCUCAUCCAUGGAUUUUGAUGAUUCCCGUGGACUGUCAGUUCCCACCUUGUUGAAGAGCGAGGAAUUCAACAACAGAACUGCAGGCCCCCAGAUCCAGAGCCAAUUUGGCAACAAUGCUGAUGGUCAAAUUGUAUUCGCUACACGACAACGACAAGGGAAGAGAGCCGGUGGGGAUAUCAGUGGGGCAAUUGUCAAUCUCCGAGCAGGUGAGGAGCAGAACAUCAAGAUGACUGCUGUCGAUGGAUCUUGGGGUGCGAAGAAUGCGAGCAGAUUCCAGAUCGUGGACAAGGUACUUCUCCCGCCUCUGUCCUGCUCUAAAACGGUUCAAGCCGCCGACGACAAGAGACUCGCAGCAUUGAACGGCGCUCUUAUCAAGGCGGGUUUGUGGCCCGCCCUCGAUGCCUCAAAGAACGUAACAUGCCUUGCGCCGUCUACCCAAGCGUUCAAGGAUGCGGGAAGCCCCGAUGUUGAGCUGUCAAAGGCGGAUCUAGGCGGAGCGCUACUAGCUCAUACCCUCAACGAAGUUACCUACUCCAACUACCUUCGUGACGGGCAAGUCAUUGGAACUCUGAACAAGACCGAAGUUCGAGUUAGCAUUAUAGGUGACGAUAUCUUUUUCAACAACGCCAAGGUUAUCGAAGCGAAUGUGCUCACAAAUAACGGCCUCAUUCAUAUCCUCGAUUCCGUCAUCGAAGCAGGAGGGAAGCCCAGUGAGACCAGCACCGGAACAUCAACUGCUGAGACUGCGAGUGCGACUUCAAGCGGGUCAGAGACAACCUCGAGCUCUGCAACUGUCUCGCCAGACAAGGGAAACUCUGGCAGUCACCUAUCGAUCGGCCGUGGAAUGUUAAGUGUCUUGGUUGCGGCUUAUGCAAUCUUAUAA
This is a messenger RNA of Fusarium redolens, 1197 nucleotides long. RefSeq lists its product as uncharacterized. Lineage: Eukaryota; Fungi; Ascomycota; Sordariomycetes; Hypocreales; Nectriaceae. The transcript has 4 exons. Bases 1 to 1197 code for a protein of 398 amino acids. The record is from RefSeq and is a predicted model, not a curated record.